CGUCUCGAAUAACAAUAGUGUACGGAAGGAGCGUGCUUCUCCUAAGCAGAUUCCAGCGGUAUCAGAUUCGAGUGAUCCAUUCUUUUGCCUCUCCCGGAUACACUUUUGGUCUCUCAUGUGACAACCGCUGCAUCACUUAAAUUAUCAGGUAGUGGCCUUUACACACUGUGAUUGCAAAUUAUAGAUUUUUUUUGAGGGUGCCAAAAGCUGUGAAGAUAAAAUGGAAAGGAAGGUGACAGAUAGCAGAGACGAAGAUCAACACCAACCGGCAUCAUCUUCUUCUACCAGAAAGGAUGAACAAGAGACCACCACAAACCACCAACCCGACCGGGACACUCCAAGCUGUGGCACCGAUGUUGCUCGUGCGAGAUGGACUCUAUUGCGACAGGUGCUGAGACAGAAGCAGGUGGUCAGCUCUGAGGUCAAGCAGGUGUCGGUCCGCAGGUUCUCCACCUUUAACCUCUUCACCAGGACCAGGAGUCUCAUCACUGACCCCCUGACAGGGACACACCUGACAGGGAAACACCUGACAGGGACACACCAGACAGGGACACACCUGCCCUCUGAGGACCAGUGGGUUGAAUACAGAAGUACCUCCUUCCCUGAGUUCAGUGCCUUACUGAGAGACAACCUUGGGCCCAUCAGAGUGGACGAGGUCCUCACCAGUUUUGAUAACACCGGAAAUGUCUGUAAGUACAUCUCUUCAGUAUCUUAG
Osmerus eperlanus (European smelt) is the source of this 715-nucleotide messenger RNA. Its product is annotated as calmodulin-lysine N-methyltransferase-like. The transcript is spliced from 3 exons. The record is from RefSeq and is a predicted model, not a curated record. NCBI's taxonomy places the organism in Eukaryota, Metazoa, Chordata, Actinopteri, Osmeriformes, Osmeridae. The coding region runs from base 221 to 715 and encodes 164 amino acids.